Benincasa hispida (wax gourd) is the source of this 1523-nucleotide messenger RNA. RefSeq lists its product as uncharacterized. Gene Ontology annotation, molecular function: zinc ion binding; ubiquitin-protein transferase activity. Lineage: Eukaryota; Viridiplantae; Streptophyta; Magnoliopsida; Cucurbitales; Cucurbitaceae. Gene Ontology annotation, cellular component: membrane. The record is from RefSeq and is a predicted model, not a curated record. Gene Ontology annotation, biological process: protein ubiquitination.
AUUGAUAACAAACGUUUCGACAAUUUUAAAAAUCCGUUAUUAGAUUCUUUCUAUUACAUUAUGUUAUAGAAAAUUCCCGUUUUCGACGCUCAAUCCAAACGAAACUAAGCCCGAUUUCAUUGCAUUACCACACGUAUAUUCUUGGAUUUCCCCCAAUUUGAUCGAAGCCACUUCCAUUCGAUUUAAUCCCUCAUUUCUCUUCCUCCUCUCUUCAACUCUGCUCCGGAAUCCCUCCGGUCCGCUGCGUUCUCAGCGCGAUCACUGGGGAUUCUGGUUCUUCUCCAAUUACUACUAGUACGCCUCUGUUUUCUUCUCCUUUAGGUCUUUCUUUUCUUUGUUUCUUGUGAAUUCGUCUAGCCUUUGAGGUUUGUUUUUGCCCACUUAGGUAUUUCAUUUCAUUUCUUUUUGUGGAGCUAUGAGCGAUCAUCUCGUUUUGUAUGUGGACCGAAUAAUUCGGCCACCACCCGUUGAUUCCGUCCCCAACCCGACUGAGGUUGUUCCUCUCUUGCGGGUUGGUGGGGAUUUGGCGAGCGAUUCGGUGGGUUUAUCUUCUUCAACCUCCACUUCCAAUUUUGAUGAGAGGGCACACGAAAAUGAGGGUUUGGAUGGAGAGGCUGAUUCAUUGAUUCAGACAGCGGAGUGUCGCAUUUGCCAGGAUGAGGAUGUAAUUAGGAAGCUGGAGACUCCUUGUGCCUGUAGUGGCAGUCUUAAGUAUGCUCAUCGGAAGUGUAUACAGCUUUGGUGCAAUGAGAAAGGGGAUAUAAUUUGUGAGAUUUGUCAUCAGCCUUACCAACCUGGUUAUACAGCUCCACCACCUCCCCCUCGCAUUGAAGAAACGUCUAUUGACAUCGGGGGAGGGUGGACCAUCACUGGCACCCCUUUGAAUUUACACGACCCUCGCCUUUUGGCUAUUGCAGAGGCUGAACAUAAUUUAUUGGAAGCUGAGUAUGAUGAAUAUGCUGCCUCCGAUGCCAGUGGAGCUGCAUUUUGUCGAGCAGCUGCUCUUAUUCUCAUGAUCCUACUUUUCUUACGUCACGCACUUGAAGUCACAGAUCCUGAUGGCGAUGAUUACUUGUCCGCUUUCUUCUCUAUUUUCUUGCUUCGAGCAGCUGGUUUUCUCUUGCCCUGUUACAUUAUGGCUUGUGCAGUCAACAUCUUGCAACGUCGACAACGACGACAGGAACGGGAGGCUGCAGCUUUGGGUGCAGCACAAGUUGCUUUUGUGUUACAAUCAGGACGGCACAGGGGUCUGCAAUUUGCAAUAGCAUCAGGACCUCCCAUGACUUCCCACCAGGACACUGUUUAACUUACAUAGGCACAAAAUGUAUAACCUCUUCAUUUUUUUUCUAAUGGUUUUAGCACAAAAACGGGCAAUCUAGAUCUCCCCUAAAAUCUGUCUAUAUUUGUAAUCUGUCUCAUAUUCAUUUUGGAGAGCCCGAGUGUAAUUCUUCUCAUGAAUGCUAUCUUUUCAUGAUUUGCAAUCUCUUGCCCCAAAAAAUGAAGUAACGGAACACUUAACCAAA